AUGACCGAGACCGCAGCCGCUGAAGUCGCUCCUCCAGCGGCGCCUGCCGCUGCAACCAAGGCUCCCAAAAAGAAGAAGGCGGCCGCCCGGACCAAGCCAGCCGGUCCCAAACUGGGCGAACAGAUCGACAAGAUUGUGGCGGAUUGCCGCAGUCCCCGAGGGGUGUCCAUAGUCGCGAUAAAGAAGGGGUUGGCCGCCAACGGCGUCGAUGUGGAAAAGCUCAAAAGUCAGAUCAAGAUUGUCAUUAAAAGGAAAUUGGAAAGCGGCUCCCUGAUUCAUACCAAGGGCGCAGGUGCCUCCGGCUCCUUGAAGGCCGCUAAAAAGGACAGUAGCGCGAAAACCGUGAAAAAAGUGAAGAAACCAGCGGCGAAGACAUCUCAGACCAAGAAGCCAGCGAUCAAGAAAACUGCGGCCAAGAAAGCAGCUAAGAAAUCUCCAGCCAAGAAACAAAGUGUUAAGAAACCGACGGCUAAAAAAGCGGCAGCUAAGAAACCAGCGGCCAAGAAGGCUGCGCAGAAGAUCAAGAGCCCCAAGAAGAUCGCGGCCCCGAAGGCGAAGGCGAAGGCGCCGGCGCCCAAGAAGUCGGCGAAACCCAAACCGAAGGCAAAAUCCGUGAAAGCCAAGAAGGCGACUGCCAAAAAGUAA
Molecule: messenger RNA, 645 nt
Organism: Mobula hypostoma (lesser devil ray)
Lineage: Eukaryota; Metazoa; Chordata; Chondrichthyes; Myliobatiformes; Myliobatidae
Product: histone H1-like
Exons: 1
Coding region: 1-645 (214 amino acids)
Biological process (GO): nucleosome assembly
Cellular component (GO): nucleosome
Molecular function (GO): structural constituent of chromatin; DNA binding
Source: RefSeq, a predicted model, not a curated record